AUGUCGACGGCUUCUCGAACACCGUCACCGUCUUCACUAUCAGCAUGUGGAGUAUCGACGUCGACGGCCACCGGCAACAUAUCCUCUCCACGGUCGAAGACGUCGGUGGCAUCGUCGACGAGAAGUGAUUCGGAUGUGGUGGUGGUGCCGGAGCACAAACCGUCGUCUUCUUUCUCAAUUGGGCGACUCCUUUUCAGAAAAGGUAGCAGUUCAUCAACUUCGCCAGUUUCAGACUCUGUAGAUUCUGGAAAAGACGACGAAACGGGACGAUCACCUGUCACAAGUAGGCCUGGAUCUCCGAAUCCUGGAAGAGAGAAAUCUCCUCAAAUGUCAACAACGAGAAAACUAGCUGGAUUUGCUAGCAGAUCGAUUCGAAAAAGUCAAUGGCGUCUGUUCAAGCAUCGGACAUUUUUCGGUUCCCAACGAAGCAGUAUGAAGAACAAAAACCAAUUACAACUACCUCGUCUCACUCUACGACAUCCAUCGAUUGAUAGUUCCGCGAUGCCAUUGCAAUUAGAUGUUGAUGAGAAUCCGAUGGGAGAAUCAGGUGGAGGAGGAGCUCGUGAUGAUUUUUUGCAGAUCAGAAGAAGUACACAGAGAAGAUGGACCGAUUCUGAUACUCAGGGCCGUCUUCGUGAUUCGCGUGAUUCGUCGGAUUUCAACGAUUCGCAUGACACGCUAGACGUUGCCGGUACGAGCACGCACGGCGUCGCCGAUUCGUCCUCGUCCUCCCAUCACCAUCACAAUUAUUCGAUGACAGCCCCCGUCUCUCCGAACGUUCCUCUUUCAGCGAGCAGUUCGCACUCUGAAGGAUGGAAGUAUUCGUCACAAAAGUUGUUAUGGAAGCUCAAGCCAAAAUACGCGUACUCUCAUGCUAGUUCGACGUCUUCUUCAACAGAUUCUGCAUGGAAAUCAUUGGAUAGUAUGACAUGGAGAUCGGUGGAUGGAGCAGAAGUAAUUCUUCGUGGUGCUCGUCUCGAGAAUCUUUCCGAAAUCGAACGAUCGGCUCUUCAACUGCUCGCAGCUCAGCGUCUAACUAAAAUGCUGCCAGGCCUUAAUCUAGGAAAACCAAAAGACCCAUUGUCAGCUCUUCGUCAAAAACGGCAAAAACUUGUGAAAAGUAAUCGAACACCGACAGUUGCUGAUGUGCAGAGACGGGCGUCUGGGACACCAAUGCCAGAGGAAAAGAGAGUUUUCGGAGUGUCGCUGGCGAUGUGUAUGAUGAAUGAGAAGAGAUUGGAUCAGGAGAGUCGGUGCAGAUCGUUAGAUGAUUCCACGGUCAUUCUGCUGAACAAAUCCAAAGCGAAACCAACAAAAUCCGAGCCUGAAAUGGUUGGUCAAACAAUGCCAGAAGAUCGUAAAUGGCUGUAUCCAUCAACUCAAAAUCUCUAUCCAACCUCCACUUCCAACCCAUCAUCACCAUCUCCUCUUAUUGGAUCCGCCCCUCCAACAUGCUCUAUUCUUCCAUCUGCAAAUCUUCUCUCUGCUGAACCAGUGGAACCACAACAAGUCACUGGAAGAUUCUUGAAGAAACAGCGUCCCGCAUCUGCUUCAUUCUCGUGCUCCCUAGACGCCAACAUUGAUGACGUCGAUCCGCAUGCUCUCCAAGUUCCAAAAAUCGUGGAGAACUGUACACAAUACCUGAUGACGUACGGAUUGACACAAGUUGGAUUGUUCCGUGUAGCUGGAAACACGAAAAGAUGCAGACAAUUGAGAAAUGCGUUAGAGAAAGUUGGUGGUGGAGCUGUUAUCAAUGAUAAUAUGGUAGAGAAUACGACGUCUCAUGACGUGGCAACUCUUCUGAAGGAGUACUUCAGAGAUCUGCCACAGAGCUUGCUUCCAGCGGAGCACUAUUCGGCUUAUAUUGGAGCAGCAAAAUUCAACAUUGACGAAAGAAUUGAAGCAAUCCGUCUUCUAUUCGCUCUUCUUGUUUCUCCUAACCUGGAUACACUGUUUGUUCUUCUGAAAUUCCUUCACGAAGUGUCUUGUAACUCACAAGACAAACAUAAUGCAGCUGGAGAUUUGGUACUGCCUGGUAACAAGAUGGAUGCCAGGAAUCUCGCCACCAUAUUCGCUCCCUCCAUUCUUCGUGUUGAUCAUGACAAAUUGCAAGAGACGUUGGCUGAAAAUGAGUCACAAGUGACGAUUGUGGAAACGAUGAUUAGUAAUGUUGAAGAGAUUUUCAAGAUUCCAAAAGAACUUCAAUGCAAAAUCUACACAAAACUGCGAGAGACAGAACCAGAUCGCCUUGAUAAAAUUCUAAAUCACCUCUCAAAAAUGGACAGCCACGAAUCUCAUCCCGGAGCACUUCUUUCGCCGUUUCCUGCCACGCUGGAAGAAGAUUCUCCACGUCAUCACCGUCACUGUGAUCAUUCUCACAUCGGUAGACAAAGCCCAUUGGCCAGAGAACUGACAACAAAUGGAAAAGUUAAAGUUCAAUCACAAAGAAGUGGGUCAUGGCCAUUUUCUCUGACAAAGACUCAAACUAGUCCGAGUCGUCCAGAAGCUCAACACUUUUUCCCAGAUGAUUCCCAAGAUGGACAAGGUCCCAGUCAAGAAUGCACAUCUACAUCUGCACUGGGAACCAAAUCCGCGUCAACGACUCCGGCACCCGGACGGAAAGCUGAAUUCAAUUUGAAAGCAGCUGAUGAUUCUGGACGGGAUUCUGAAUUUUGUUCUGAUGAAAUCACAUUCGGAACCGUUUCACAGCCGGAGACAUCUAGAGAUAGAGUUGAUACAUUGUCUGCUGCAUGUAACAGUGGACCUUCAAGUAAUUCUUCUAAGAAGACCCCAAUGAUGGCGUCCCUACAAGGAGCCACCACAUCCAAAUCCGUCGAUGCUCGUUCCCCAUCUCGUGAACGAGUCGACAUCCGCACUGCAGCUCGGUCAUCAGCGGCGGCCGCCCGUCGACGCCUUCGAAACGUCGUCCGCGCGUUCCGCUUCACAUCGAUGACCAGAAGCACUCCCGACAUAGCCCAAUCAUCCUGA
This is a messenger RNA of Caenorhabditis briggsae, 2988 nucleotides long. It is a transcript of the gene Cbr-rga-6, whose product is annotated as Protein CBR-RGA-6. Lineage: Eukaryota; Metazoa; Nematoda; Chromadorea; Rhabditida; Rhabditidae. The record is from RefSeq and is a predicted model, not a curated record. The coding region runs from base 1 to 2988 and encodes 995 amino acids. The transcript is spliced from 13 exons. Gene Ontology annotation, biological process: signal transduction.